AUCGUCUCGGUCAAAUAAUUGUCUGUGCACUGCGGAAUUUUCCCAAAACUGUACGUUUUGUUCAACUCAAAAAUAUUCGUCCAUUCCCGAAACGUUAAAACCGAUUACGAUGUUUCCUUCGGUGGUGCGCGCCUUAUCCCGUGGAGUCGUGGCUGUUGGACGACAGUCGGCAAUGAAACCGAUCACGGCCGUUUCUGCGAGGUUUAUGUCAGAACACAAAGAAGAAACGGACGAAGAGUUCUACUCGAGGUAUGAAUCGUUCUUCAACCGCAGUGACAUUGACGGAUGGGAAGCGAGGAAAGCAAUGAAUGAUCUGGCGGGUCAAGAUGCGAUAGCCGAACCCAAAGUGAUUAUUGCGGCCCUGAAAGCUUGUCGCCGUCUCAACGAUUAUGCUUUGGCAAUUAGGUUUCUAGAAAACGUGCGAAUCAAAAGUGAAAUCGAUAAAAGCAUCUAUCCUUAUAUCUUGCAAGAAAUCUCACCAUGCCUUCAAGAAUUAGGUAUAGACACACCCGAAGCUCUUGGAUAUGAUAAACCAGAAUUAGCAUUGGAUGAUGUUGAUCACAUUUAUUAAUAAUUAUUAAUAUAUUUCUGUAAUCACUGGUAUUCACUGUUCCAGUUAAAAUGUAUGUUAGAAAAAUAUUGUUAAUUUGUAUUGAAAAAAAAAUAAUAAUAAAAACAUUAAACACUUAUUGUAGUAAACAUUAUUUUUGCUUAAUUUUUUUCUUAAUGUACACAAAUAUAUUAAUUACAUUUUACAAUUAAUUACAUUUAAAAUACAUUUUUAUUUUAAUAUUGAGUAUCUUUAAUUACUAAAAGUAAUCGCUAGAAGACCAUUUAUUCAAAGAAGGUAGUUCUAAAGUAGGUUUGUUAAUAACAUUUUCUUACCAAUGUCACAGUCAGAUGCUUAAUACUAUUUUGUUACAUAUUAUAAUAUUAUGUAUGUUGUGUAAGUAGAAAUAGAAUUAAUAAAUCAAAAUAUUAACACAUCUUCAAA
This is a messenger RNA of Acyrthosiphon pisum (pea aphid), 994 nucleotides long. RefSeq names its product Cytochrome c oxidase subunit 5A (gene COX5A). The coding region runs from base 110 to 571 and encodes 153 amino acids. Gene Ontology annotation, cellular component: mitochondrial inner membrane; respiratory chain complex IV. Gene Ontology annotation, biological process: mitochondrial electron transport, cytochrome c to oxygen. The transcript is spliced from 3 exons. The record is from RefSeq and is marked provisional. NCBI's taxonomy places the organism in Eukaryota, Metazoa, Arthropoda, Insecta, Hemiptera, Aphididae.